Molecule: messenger RNA, 1732 nt
Organism: Musa acuminata AAA Group (dessert banana)
Lineage: Eukaryota; Viridiplantae; Streptophyta; Magnoliopsida; Zingiberales; Musaceae
Exons: 2
Coding region: 375-875 (166 amino acids)
Source: RefSeq, a predicted model, not a curated record
UCAGCCAGGCCAGGGGACAAGUCAACCGCUCAUGCGCUGGCCUCGGGAAUUGGAAACCAUUUUUAAUGCAAUCCCCGUUCCAAUCUUAUUUAUGAACUUGCGAGUCCGCCAAGCUGAUUCCAAUUGAGGCUUGGAAGUCUCGUGAGUUGAGGUGAAGGAUGGUGGAAGGAAGGGGAAACGCUCGGCUCCCUUCCACCUUCGUCGACCUCUCCGGCGAACUCGUCUGAUCCGGUCCGUCGCCUGUUGCCCUCCGGGGCUGGUUCCAUGAACGCUCGGUUGACAUCCGACGGCUCCAUCUUGGGUGGCACCGCCAUUUCACUGCAGCAGAGCUCCAUUUACUCGACGUUGAAGCAGCGCAGAAGCCGGGUCCCCUGAUGGAGAGGUCGAAGAGCGAAGCGCCGACGAGGAGCCGCUUCGCUACGCCAGACGAGGCCGGAGACCACAUCGAGUGCACCGGUGCGUCGUGCCGGUCGUGCACCGCGGUCCUCGUCGCCGACUGCAUCGCGCUGGGCUGCUGCCCCUGCGCGGUGGUGAACAUGCUGGCCUUGACCUUGGUUAAGGUCCCCUGGGUGGUGUCGAGGAGAUGUUUGGCAAUGCUGAAGAGGAAAGGGGGGUCGCUACGCAAAAGAAGGGUAAGAGACGAGGGAGGAGAAGCGGAGAAGAUGACAGCGGUGGUCAUUAAGGGAAGGGAAGGGAAGAGCCUGGAGAAGAUACGAGAGUGGGACGAGGAGGGCAUCUGGGGAACGAGGGAGGGAGAGAACGGCCGUGGAGGUCCAAGACUCGAUGCUGAUAAGGUGUGGAUGGAACUGUAUCAGAUCGGGCACUGGGGGUUCGGGAGGUUGUCCUUCUCGGGAGCUCAAGGGAGGGGCAACUAGGGAAGGCGCAGGGUGCGAGUGCCCGAAAUGCCCCUGCCACCUCUGGUGAGUGAUGAUGGGUUUUGGAAGCUACUGCUACGGCAAGGCAUGAGAGAUGCACUGUGCCGCGUGGGGUUGUCUCUGCUUGUUUGCGCAAGGUUACAAGUCUGCGAGAGAGAUGGAAAUGUCCUGUUGGUUUCCCUUCUCUAUCAUCAGUUGCAUUGCUGAGAUUCCUUUCUCUCAGGUGCAUUGAUUGAGAAAAGCUGUACUGAUUCUUGUGACUUGUGUGAGGUGUUACAUAAUCGUAUUGUUGCAGCCCAAAUUUGAUGCAGCCAAUAAUGGUAUUAUCAUGUCUAAGUCUUUAAUGUUUGACAACAUGGAAGCUGUUUAAACAUCUCUGGUCGCAGACUUGCAGAAGUUGCCAAGAUGGGAUUUGUCUGUCAUGUCAUGUGAUUUUUACCGGUCCAAAAUGUUCAUCUGUUUCUUGUAUGCUUAUUUGUAUGAUUGUAGGGUCCUGUUCCCAAACCAGGUAAAUGGUAGACCUGAUCGUGAGUUUAGGGUUUAGGGGUGUUUCACAUGUCCUUAUGUCCCACUGCACAAUGGAUGUUCUCGUCGAAAUGUAAUAGAUUAGCCGUAUCCAUGGUGUGGCAGGUAAUAAAUAUGACGAUCCUGGCCUCAUCACAUCGAGGCCUACACGCAGCAGAAACUUGCAGGAAGGGUAGGGGCAUCAUAAGGUGCCACAGUUGUAGCAGUUGAUUCCAUUUCCACUGUUCCCCGCACCGACCUCCAACAGAGAAGAAUGCAAGGGAUUCAAUGACUGUCACAACAUCAACAUCAGCACACCAUUAAAUUCACCAUCGUCGAUCUUUUCGUCAAGU